UUUGUGGCUCUGUGAGGCUUAGAGAUCAGUCUACAUUCUAGUUUCACGUUUAUACACGCCUUAACAGACCCUCCUCUAUCAGACCUGUUACAAGUUUGGAAGUCCAGUGGUAUCAUAAACACCUUCUCAAGUUGACAUUGUUGCCUACUUAUCGCAGUUCCAGUGGGACAUGGCAAAAUAUCCAGUAAAACAGCCACUGAAGAAUUUAGCAGAAGUAUUAGCAAAGCAACUCUCACAGAUUGAAACAGAUAUGAAGUCCCGUGCAGUGACAUACAACAACCUGAAAAGCAAUCUGCAAAACAUAGAACGAAAAAAUGCGGGAAACCUAUUGACAAGGACCUUAACAGAUGUUUUAAACAAAGAUGAUUUUGUCCUAAAUUCUGAAUACUUAACAACUCUUCUAGUUGUUGUUCCAAAGACAAGUUACGCUCAGUGGCAGAAGACAUAUGAAUCUCUAGCAGAUAUGGUGGUUCCCCGAUCCACAAAAAUGAUUUUAGAAGAUUCAGAAGGUGGUCUUUUUACUGUGAGUCUGUUUCAGAAAGUAGUGGAAGAAUUCAAAGCCAAAGCAAGAGAAAACAGGUUUACAGUGCGUGAAUUUUACUAUAAUGAAAAUGAGCUUAAGGCUGAAAAGGAAGAAGUGACCCGAUUAGCAGCAGAUAAAAAGCAACAAUACGGUCCUCUGUUGAGAUGGCUAAAGGUGAAUUUCAGUGAAACUUUCAUUGCUUGGAUUCACGUGAAGGCAUUAAGAGUUUUUAUUGAAUCUGUGCUCAGGUAUGGGCUUCCAGUUAAUUUCCAAGCCAUGCUGUUGCAGCCAAAUAAGAAAAGCAUGAAAAGGCUGAGGGACACUUUGAAUGCUCUGUUCAAGCAUUUAGAUGGAGCAUCAGCAGGAACCGUAACAGAUGCAGCCGUGGAAAUUCCAGGCUUAAAUGUUGCCAGCCAUGACUACUACCCUUAUGUUUACUUCAAGAUUGAUGUCAGCCUUGUGGAACGCAAAUAGACAACCCCUAGAGCUAUGCUCCUUCCUUAUACUAUCAUGCAAUUUUCAGUGAUCCUGUUCUGUUGGUACAUAUAAAGGUCAAACAAAUCCAUUUGUUGCCAGUUUGAGUACUUAGCAUGUAAAAAUAAAUUACCCUGUGCUGAAAGAACAAAACAGUGCCUUUUAAUGCAGCACAAGUUAAAAAAAACAAUGAAAUUUGACUUUCUGAAAACAGUUUUCCUGCUAAGAGUGACUAACAGACUAUGACUGUUCAUGAUGGGUGUGUUGCUAAUAAAGUGUCAUAUUUAAUAUUUGUAUGUAACUUAGCUCUGCGGUUUGAAUGUCUGUAUAUGUAUUUAGCUAUGGCAUAAUGUUAUUAAAACUGCACUCUAUA
Protopterus annectens (West African lungfish) is the source of this 1370-nucleotide messenger RNA. RefSeq names its product ATPase H+ transporting V1 subunit C2 (gene ATP6V1C2). Gene Ontology annotation, molecular function: proton-transporting ATPase activity, rotational mechanism. Gene Ontology annotation, biological process: proton transmembrane transport. The transcript has 10 exons. Bases 170 to 997 code for a protein of 275 amino acids. Lineage: Eukaryota; Metazoa; Chordata; Ceratodontiformes; Protopteridae. Gene Ontology annotation, cellular component: lysosomal membrane; vacuolar proton-transporting V-type ATPase, V1 domain. The record is from RefSeq and is a predicted model, not a curated record.